This is a messenger RNA of Pipistrellus kuhlii (Kuhl's pipistrelle), 7393 nucleotides long. RefSeq names its product GATA zinc finger domain containing 2B (gene GATAD2B). Lineage: Eukaryota; Metazoa; Chordata; Mammalia; Chiroptera; Vespertilionidae. Gene Ontology annotation, molecular function: sequence-specific DNA binding; zinc ion binding. The coding region runs from base 259 to 2040 and encodes 593 amino acids. The transcript has 12 exons. Gene Ontology annotation, biological process: negative regulation of transcription by RNA polymerase II. The record is from RefSeq and is a predicted model, not a curated record. Gene Ontology annotation, cellular component: NuRD complex.
CCCCCGUCUGUACCGCAGUGUCUGCUCCGCCCGCCCGCCCCGGUCCGGCCCGCCCCCCUCUCCCACCUCCGUCCUUCGUCCCGUCGGCAGGGUACGGGACCCCCUGUGCCGUCGCCUCUUCCUUUUUCGACGCCGCCGCCGCCGCCUGAAGAGGCGAGCUAGCUGGGAGUUACACCGCCACCGCCAGUUGCUGAAUUCCAGAGAUUGCUACCUGUAGGACUGUGUAGAAGCAACCUCUAAGAUGAUCCAAUAAAAUGGAUGGAUAGAAUGACAGAAGAUGCUCUUCGCCUGAAUUUAUUGAAACGGAGCUUGGACCCAGCAGAUGAACGAGAUGAUGUCCUGGCCAAGCGACUCAAAAUGGAGGGGCAUGAAGCCAUGGAACGUCUGAAAAUGUUGGCAUUGCUCAAACGGAAGGAUUUGGCAAAUCUUGAGGUGUCUCAUGAGUUACCCACCAAACAGGAUGGCAGUGGUGUCAAGGGCUAUGAAGAGAAACUCAAUGGGAAUCUCAGGCCUCAUGGAGACAAUAGGAUUGCUGGAAGGCCAGGCAAAGAAAAUAUCAAUGAUGAGCCUGUGGAUAUGAGUGCUAGACGGAGUGAGCCAGACCGAGGAAGGCUAACUCCCUCCCCAGACAUCAUCGUUUUAUCUGAUAAUGAGGCUUCCAGUCCCCGUUCCAGCUCCCGAAUGGAAGAAAGACUCAAAGCAGCCAACCUAGAGAUGUUUAAGGGGAAAGGCAUUGAGGAACGGCAGCAGCUCAUCAAGCAACUGAGGGAUGAGCUGCGAUUGGAAGAAGCUCGACUAGUGCUGUUAAAGAAACUGAGACAGAGUCAGCUACAGAAAGAGAACGUGGUUCAAAAGACUCCAAUUGUACAGAAUGCAGCAUCUAUUGUUCAGCCAUCUCCUGCUCAUGUUGGUCAGCAGGGCCUUUCCAAGCUUCCCUCCCGGCCUGGGGCCCAGGGGGUUGAACCUCAGAAUUUAAGAACAUUACAGGGUCAUAGUGUCAUCCGUUCAGCAACCAAUACCACCCUCCCACACAUGUUGAUGUCUCAGCGUGUUAUUGCACCAAACCCAGCCCAGCUACAGGGUCAGCGCGGCCCGCCUAAGCCUGGCCUUGUACGCACCACAACACCCAAUAUAAAUCCUGCCAUCAAUUACCAACCGCAGUCAAGUUCUUCUGUUCCCUGUCAGCGCACAACAUCCUCGGCCAUCUAUAUGAAUCUUGCCUCCCAUAUCCAGCCAGGGACCGUGAACAGAGUGUCCUCACCACUUCCCAGCCCCAGCACCAUGACCGAUGCUGCCAACUCACAGGCUGCAGCCAAAUUGGCUCUUCGCAAACAGCUGGAAAAGACACUCCUGGAGAUUCCACCUCCUAAACCUCCUGCUCCCUUGCUUCAUUUUCUGCCUAGUGCAGCUAACAGCGAGUUCAUCUACAUGGUAGGCUUGGAAGAAGUCGUACAAAGUGUUAUCGACAGUCAAGGCAAAAGCUGUGCCUCACUUCUGCGGGUCGAACCCUUUGUUUGUGCCCAGUGCCGCACAGAUUUCACCCCUCACUGGAAGCAAGAGAAGAAUGGUAAGAUUCUGUGUGAGCAAUGUAUGACCUCCAACCAGAAGAAAGCUCUAAAAGCUGAACACACCAACCGGCUGAAGAACGCUUUUGUUAAAGCCCUACAGCAGGAACAGGAAAUUGAACAGCGAUUACAGCAGCAGGCAGCCCUCUCCCCCACUACGGCUCCAGCUGUGUCCAGUGUCAGUAAACAAGAGACCAUAAUGAGACAUCAUACACUUCGGCAGGCUCCACAGCCCCAAAGCAGCCUCCAGCGUGGCAUACCCACAUCUGCCCGUUCCAUGCUUUCCAACUUCGCACAGGCACCCCAGCUAUCUGUGCCAGGGGGUCUCCUUGGGAUGCCAGGUGUCAACAUUGCAUACUUGAACACUGGCAUCGGAGGACACAAAGCCCCCAGUUUGGCAGACCGACAGCGGGAAUACCUUUUAGACAUGAUCCCUCCCCGGUCUAUAUCGCAAUCCAUUAGUGGACAGAAAUAACGCCUGUUCCACUUGUACUGCCCCAAUCUUGAAUCCUUUACCCCUCUCCUCUCCCUUUGGCCCUAACUUCCGUCGCAUGCAGUGCCUGUACUGGUGCCUACCAUACACGGAAAACAAACAGAAGACAAAAAAAUAGAAAUCAACAAGAAAACACAAGCCCUGCCCCACCACCUCCCUUUUAUUUCAUACUGCUGCGAUCUGUUCUUCUGCCGCUCUGUCUCCUCUCUUCCGUUUUCUUGUAACAGUGAGGUGGAUAUUCACCUCCGGUAGAGGUGAGAAUGAGGUCCUGGGGAGAAAUUUAAGCCCUCCUGACAUGUGUUUCUAAAGUUGUUUUUAUGCUGUAAUGAUUAUUACUUUUUAAUGAUGUUGUGUGUCCUCCCUCUGUUCAGUGGACGGUUAAACCUCCCCCCCCCAUAUUUUUCUUUUUUGUCUCCCCCCCCCCUUUUUUUCUUUUUCUUUUCUUUUUCUUUUUUCCCCCCAAUAAACACAAAUUACAUUCAGUUAAAUAGUAGGAGCAUUGCAGUAGGGUCCCAGCUGCCAGGUAAAACAUGACCAGGAGUAUUAGGGCAGAGUUCUUAAGCACUUAACCAGGGGAGGUGGUGGCCUCAACCAAGGAGAAACAGCACACCCACUGUGGAGUCUCUGGAUUGGACAGUUCAGGAGGCAGUGUUAGGAUUGAAGUUGGGCUCUGAGAAUGAGGGGAAAGAACCUAGAGGGAGAAGCUUUAAAACUUAACCAUCCUACAACUGACUCAGAGAAGGGGGAGAAAGUCUUCCUCCUGAGACCAGGUCCUAGCCUCCUGGAUGCUGGGGGAAUAAGAUUGGUCUCCUGCCUAGUGGAGUCGUGGAAGUCUAUUCCAGGCUAACUAGCCCAAAUUAAUUAUUUCAUCUUAUUUUCUUAUAAAAAUUUUUCCUAUCCCCCAUUUUUUUAUUCUGGUAACCACAGCCCCCCAUUGUUCCCAGCCUGAGUUUGUUGGGUGACCUAGAGUUGGGAUGGGCAUGAAAUGACAAAGGGAGGAAAUAGACUUAGGAAGGGCUUUCUCUCCUGACAGUUGAGGCUCACAUUUGUCUGUCUUCACCCUCCGAGUGCCAGGAGGUGAGGGUGAGGCACCUAAUCAAGUUGGAUUCUUGCCCUGACCCUGCUGCACUGACUGCAGAGCCAACUGCUCAGAACCAGACCACUCAUGUCCAAACCAGCUUUAGGCCUCUGCUAGGAAAUGGUCGCCAUCCACCCCCUCGAGUUGUAUUAAUUGUGCCCUGCCCCCUUCCUUAAGUGCUACUAAUGUAGAGAAUGAAUUUAAUUGUGCAAUGUUGCUGUUUUGGGGACUGGGGAGAUGAGUAUCCCAUUUACUCAUACGGUGGGGGAGGGAUGGGGACCCGGCUGUUUUUUGAGGUCAGGGAAGUACUGUAAAAGCGGGGUUUCUGCUCUCACAGUGUACACCCACCUGCCUCUCCAGCUCUAAAAGCUACCACGGUGCUGGAAAGAGAUGCUCUCAGCAGAGAGGUGUGAAGAGUUGUUUAAUAUUUUGCCCUUGAAAGCCACCUGGGGAAGUUCCCCCACUUUUAUUUUUAAAAAUUAAAUAUUUUUUUUAAAAUAAGGCACUUUUAAAAUUAACACACACACACAAACUGCACAUCUUCCCUAUAAAGUUUGGGGAUGGGAUGGGAGAAGGAGCUAGAAUCAGGCUCAGUUCUCUCCACUCUGGCCUCUAUUCCCCAUUCUCCAGAGCCACCGUGGGUGAUUAUACUGGCCUUACAAGGCCUUCCUGGCGUUUUUCUUUCCUCCCUGCCCCCAAAUUCAUUGAGCACUUAAUAAAGGAGCAGAGCUACAGCCUAUGUCUGUGCUCCCCCAGUGGUGAAUGAUCUGGAAGCUAGACACUAGGAACAGGUAGUGAUGGGUUGUUUCGAGUAUUUUUCUGGGGAAUGUGUUACCCCUGACUGUAAGUGGUGGGAGGGGGGUGUUAAUGGAGCUGGGUGUGGUAUUAUUUUAAAAUUAUAAAAAUAUAUAUAUAUAUAUAUAAAGAUAUAUUCUUACAUGUCUUCUUUGCCCUCUGUGCUUUGAAAGCACUGGAUAAAUCGUUUGGUUUUGCUUUUCUGUCUUCCAUGAAAUUGGAAGAUUUUUAAAUAUUUUCCCUACAAGUCAUCUUGCCUUUGUGGCAUGUCUGUCUAGCCUUCCCCUCCCCCCCCCCCAUGAUGAAGUGCCAUUUCUGUUAUGUCUCCCCUCCCCCAGCUCAGAGGUACGAGGUGCCCAAGUUUGUCAGUUGAGAUUAAAAAUAAGAAACAGAGAAUGUGCAAUAUCGUUUGGGUGGGGUCUGUCCCUACCCUGAACUGAGCCCCUCCCUGGGAGCCAGGCCGCCUGUAGAUGGUGUUUGGAAGUCAGAUGUAUAGAGAAGGGGGAAUGAUGGGGAAGGAAAGCCUAUAGCUGAGUGCCUGCCAAGGUGCUGAGGCAAUGGGGAGAGGGUGGAGUCUUUCCUGUUUGUAUCCCCUCGGGGUCAGUUACAUAGAGGCUGCUGAUUCACUAGUAAAGCUCCAUGACCCUUUGCUCAAUCGCUGAGGUUUGAUUUCUUACCCUCUCUUCUCAUUUUCAUACCCUUCCCAGGGAUUAGUGAUGGGGGUAAGGUUCCCCUAAAUCAUGGUAAAGUAUUAGCCUUCCACCUCCCUACCUCCCUCCCUCUCCCCUGUCUUCCUCAUUUCUCUACUUUUUCAUCCCUGAUUGCCUUUAGUCCCUCCAACCUUGUUGUUGCUGUCCAGCCCCAGGCCUUGGCCCCAUAGACACUAAGCUAAAGACAGGAGAACAGACCCUCUGUUGAGGUUUAUCUCUACCCCUGGAGCUCUGAAGCUCAGGGUACUACAGAGAGGAUCCUACUAGUUCUGCCUGGCUUUCUCCGUCCCCAAAGCCUCUGAAAGCAGUAGUUUAUGGAUGGUGCUUACUCCCUAGAAGCCUGAAACAGGUGGGUGAGUGGUAAGGCUUGGGUAAAGCUGAGGGACCGAGGCCCUUACUUGUCUCUUUUCUUUUUCCUUUUUCCCCUCCCCCCCCCCUUUUUUUUCUUCUUUUUUUUCCUUUUUCCCUUUUGUCACUUGACCACAGCAUCUGGACUUCCUUCAUCCCUGGAAUAAGUAUUUCCCCCCCACAUUUUUGUAUGUAUGUAUGGUAGACAUUUUUUUUAAAAAACAGAUGUGUUCCUGCUUUGGUUAUCUUUCCUUUCCCCUUUAAAAGAAUUAGCUAUAGAACUGCUUUGUAAAGAUGCUUCUUGAUAUUUUACUUUUGUUCCUUUUCCCCUUCCACUCCCUUUUCUCCCCAUUCCUCCAGAAGGCAUAACCCUUCUCUCCACCCCACCCCAGUCCUAGGCUCCCUUCCCCUCCAACAAGACCUUCAUUAGCUUAUGAUAUUUGCUGCCGAGAUGUUAUAACAAGGACUCAUUCGUGUAUAUAAGCUAUUUCUUGAUUCAUUUAAAAGGAAUUGUACAUUGUGUAGAAAAAAAAAGCUGAAAAAGAGAAAAAAAAGCCCUAGCCAUGGAUAUUGUGAAACCGUGUUAUGUCAUUUUGUAAUGUGCCCGUUUGUGUAUGAUCCGUGCAAAAGGGUUUCUGGGGAAGGGGAGGAAGCAGGGAGGCAGGGCUGUGGAGGGUGGGCAGGAGAGUGGGCCCAGCACACUGAGACUGGCAGCUGCUCCAACCCGUCCCUCCGUAGAGAAGCCACCUCCCCCACCACCCACCCCUCAUCUGUGCCUUGCCUCCCCACCCUGGAGUCUUCCCUCCAGGUCACCAGCACUGCCUUGGCAGAGCCCACUCCUACCCUAACCUGCCCACCCUCUCUACCCCCCAGCAUUAGGGUGAUACUGUGGGGAAGUGCUGGGGGUUGGGAGGUAGCCGAGGAAUGGGGCAGUUCCUGGGGGCAUUGAAACCAAGUAUUAUGAAUUGUAAUUGUAUUUGCACUGUUUUUUCCCCCCUCUUACUGCAUCAGCAUAUAUACAAUAUACCUAUAUAACAAAAUUUAGUGUCAAGCUUUCUUAUGCAAGGGAUUUCCCCUACCUCACCCCCACCCCAAAAAAAGAACUUAGUUUCAUGGGCCUUUGAGAGAGGGGAUUGCCAAGGGACGAUAGAAAGGACUUGAACAAGUCAUCUAAGAAAGUCUCACCUGGGGAGACCCCUGUCCAUCUGCACACAGUGUAGGCUUUGUAAAUUGGGGUGAGGCUGGGCUACUCUGAAAGCUAAGGCUCCUAGUCCAGACUUGAAAGUAAAGAGAACCACAACACGAAGUGAGUGUGGUUGUAGGCACAGUCUGAAGACCUGGGUCUAGUCCCAAACCCUCCUAUAACUUGCUAUGGUAGAAUUAAUUUUCUGGGUCUGUUUUCUUAUUUAUGAAAUUACAAUGGAAAUCAUCUUGCCACCAAGUUAAUGCUAUGCUUCCUUCUCCAGCCUGGGAGCAGUUUGAGGUGAGGAGAAGUUUGGGCUGGAAAACCAGGGAGGAAACCAGAGUAACUAUGCUAACGUGGUUAUAUGUGUGACCAGGCCCCGGGAGAGCUGCCAGGUUUCUGCUGUGACUCUUGGUUUGGGAAAGGCAGCAGAGUGGUGUCUAGGACAUCAGUAAACCUGUGACAUCUUUGCCCUAUGCCUCUAGUCAUUGAGGGUAUGGACCAGGCCUCAGGCCGCACUCACAAACAGCCACAGGAUUCUUAAGGGUGGAGGUGACCGGUGAAUGCCCCAGGUUAAUGGACAGUGACUUACACCCUUUCUGAGCUUCUGGUUGUGAAACUUCCAUCAUCUUGGUGACACAGUAGGAGAGCUCACACAUAGUCCCCAUCCUGUCUCCUUCCCUCGUAUCUCCUCGGAAUCACCUAAAGACGGCUGUCCCGCACAGUCUGUCUGUCAGGGCCCUGUUUCCCGCAGCCUGGCUGAGGCUCCACACACUAGGUUCUUGGGGGGAAAGCUGGAGAGGCUACAGGAUGAUGGAUGAGGCCCUGAUGGCGGUGGAAGGAUAGACGGGGUGGAGGGUGGGGAGCAGGGAGGUGGGAUGGGGAAUGGCCUUUUCUGAAUAGGGUGGGUGGGAGGGGAACAAGACCCUUUUGCACAACCCUCUUUUAAGUUUCCUUUUUCUUUUCUUUUUUUUUUUUAACGCAUUCUAAUUUUCUGCAUUGUGUUUGGGAAUUAAAAUGAAAAAAAAAACUAAGACCAAUAGAAACUGGGUUUCAAAAAGGCAAAUACACUCCCAUCUGUUUCAGAUGCUGCUGAGCAUUUCAGUAGUGACAGAUUCAAAUAAUAAGCUAAUUUUUGGAGAAAGGAUUAAAAGAAAAAAAAACUUUGUAAUAUUUAUCACUUGCAAGCUAUGUUUAAUAAAGAAAGGAAUGGUUUCUAAA